Cantharellus anzutake is the source of this 1658-nucleotide messenger RNA. Its product is annotated as peptidase S8/S53 domain-containing protein. The transcript has 5 exons. The record is from RefSeq and is a predicted model, not a curated record. Gene Ontology annotation, molecular function: serine-type endopeptidase activity. The coding region runs from base 100 to 1401 and encodes 433 amino acids. NCBI's taxonomy places the organism in Eukaryota, Fungi, Basidiomycota, Agaricomycetes, Cantharellales, Hydnaceae. Gene Ontology annotation, biological process: proteolysis.
UCACAGUUUGAUUGAAAAAUAUAACAACAACUGCGGGAAGAUUCAGGUGAGGUCUUAGCCGAUGGCAAUGUUGAUGGUGACCAGGCUUGCAAGAGUGGCAUGUUCGGCCACUUCAGGCGGCGGUCGCCGGUUAUUCCCGGGACCAACACCAGGUCGCGCGUUGCGCGGACCAAGGCAAAAACCGGGUUUCACAUUGUGCUGAUACACUAUAUAUAUGGACGUCUCUCAUUCUCAACCAUGGUCAUUCCCAUUGCUGUAUUCGUUUUCACUACCACAAUGGCCCUUGCUGCUUCUGUUCGUACCAAGCCGAGGGUCCACAUAAUACUGGCUGACUCAUUGCUUAGUGUGCUGAAAUCUGGUGAAGAUAUGGAACAUCAUAUCGAAGGUAUCACUCGGAUAUCCGGCCGGAGCCCUGGGUCAGAAUUUUCAAUCAAUCACCGGUAUGAAAUGCUCAAUGGCUACUCUGCACAUGUAACUGGAGCAUCGCUUUCUCGAAUUUUCAGUUGCCCCGAAGUUGAAUAUGUCGAAGCUGACGCCAUAGUUUCCAUUUACGAUGGCCUCCAUGAAGUGAAUGAGGGGCUUGUGACAGAGGUCAACGAUGUCCCAGCCGAACUAAGGGAUGACCCAGGCGAACUCGGAGGACGCGCCUCUAGGAAGCCAGUGGAGAUUAUAUUGGGAGAUUCCGGUAUCGACCGUAAGCACCCCUGGUUUCUGAACAGGGACGGACGACCCGCCGUUGAUGAUGGUGACGCCUUCGUAGAUUUCAACGGUCAUGGCACAAUGGUGGCCGGGAGAGCAGUGGGGAACAUUUAUGGCGUGACGACCUGGCCCACCAUUUUUUCGAUCAAGGUUUUCUCCAAAUCAGGCACAGCACCGACGACCAACGUAAUCGCAGCCGUCCAGCUCGCUUGCGACCGAUUUGCCUCCACCAGAUUCCAUACCAUCUUCAUAAUAUCCUUCGCCACCGAGUUUGAUCGCAUUCUUAAUAAGGUCGUCAAUGAUGCCGUCAGGAGGGGUUUGCACAUUGUAGUCCCUGCAGGGGACCACAACAUAAACGUAAAAGAGAGUGUCAGUCCUGCUACCGCUGUUCGCGCUAUCGCCGUUGGAGCUAUUGAAAGCUGUGGUCCGACUCGGGUUGCAUCGUUCUCCAACUAUGGACCUGCGGUUAACAUUUUUGCCGAAGGCACCAGUGCUCUCGUUCCUUUAAACGGCGGCGGGUGGGGGACUGCGAGUGGCACUGCGAUGUCAGCUGCAUUGGUUGCGGGUCUGUUAGCCGAUCGGUUAAGUCACCAGGAUAAUCUGGUGUCGCCUCGUCAGCUAAAGCAGGACUUAACGAGCCAUGCUAUCAAAGACGUUCGGGAUCCAACUGGAACAAACAAGUGGAGGGCAGUACGCUUCUAAUUCUAUUGAAAUAGAACAGUGCUGCAUGACCUGCUUCACAAUCUUUCCCCUGUGCUUUGCCCGCUUCUUGUACUCAGUCAUUUGUGUUUCUUUCAUUUUCCUGUUACUCUUUAGCAGGUGUGGAUGCACACGGUGAACCCUACAAAAAUGUGAGGGACCUGAACGUCGGCAGAGGCCGGCGAUUGAGUUCAAGUGGUUAAGAGACUUAAGCUAAUCAGAAGUCGCUGAACCAAGUCGAACUCGGUAUUACACUAGAG